AUGGAAGACCCGAUCCCAAAGGCCAAGAGCCAUACCCGUAACUCGACUCGAUCCGACGACUUUCCUCAGCCAUCCGAUAAUGCCCCUGGCAUUUGCCGAAUAUGUCGAGGCGAAGGAACACCAGAGGAACCGUUGUUCUACCCGUGCAAGUGCAGUGGUAGUAUCAAAUAUGUCCAUCAAGAUUGCUUAAUGGAAUGGCUCUCGCAUUCGCAAAAAAAGUAUUGCGAGCUUUGCAAGACAUCCUUCCGAUUCACCAAGCUAUACGCACCCGACAUGCCCCAAUCGCUUCCUGUGCACAUCUUUAUUGGACAUAUGGCAAGAUAUCUUUUACAGAAUGUUCUCGUGUGGCUUCGUGGAGCUAUGGCCAUUAGUGUAUGGCUAUGCUGGUUGCCUUACUUUAUGAGAACCGUCUGGUCCUUUAUGUUCUGGAUCAGUGAUGAAGGCUUCGGCAACUCUGCGGCGUCUCAAGUCAACGGAACCUUGCCAUCCUCUGGAGCUGAAAUAUCCUCGUCAGUUUUGGAUAUUGAUACAUGUCCUUCGAGCCCCUUAUUCGCGCCCACAACUACCUCGGCGUCGGCUGCCAAGGCGUUGUUCGACGGUCUAUCAGACCAGAACAUUAGCGAUUUCCUUGUACGGCUCUUCCUGGGGAGCUGGGGGUUUUCUAACAAGUCCGAUCGAUCCGGUGCAUCUCCCGAGUCUGCCAACACCACCGCUUCCGGUAUACCGCCAACAUUGCUUGGGGAAGUAGCCUUCUUGAACAAUCUUACUCGCAAUCCCACAAUCAAUCGAGCAGUUAUUUCAAUCCUCGAAGGCCAGAUAAUCACUAUUCUAGUCAUAGUAUGCUUUAUUUUGGUCAUACUGGUGCGGGAUUAUGUGGUCCAGCAACAACCCGAGAUGCGUGCAGCAGCAUUCGCAGUUCCCGAAAACCCUUUGGCGCAACAAGAACCAAUGCUAGUUCGACCUGAGGAUGUGGAAGAUUUACCUGGCCCGGAUGAGUCGGACGACGAAACUCUUGAUACUGGAGAGCCCACCGCGAGCGCCAACGAUGUUGAAUUCGCUGUCGAGGUCCAGGCCGAAACACGUCGACGCAGGCGGACAAACUCUGAGCUCGCACUUCCUGAGGGUCUUGCAGCAGCCGGAUAUUUGGCAGCAGAUGCUGGCAACCUGCCCACAGACAUCAGUCCCGCUGAGGAACGUGCUAGUGUCUACGACUACCUCCGUAUCUAUCGCCAAGCCGACGGUGACCAUGAAAGAAUUCUAGAAAUCAUUCACGAAGAAGGCCUUGAAAGGAAACUGUCCUACUGGGUUGAUGUCACUCAGCGGGCUCUCCGAGAAGGAGACGAUACUCCUGGUACCAAUGUUCAGCAUGGCGCAGAAUCUAUUCGGGGGCGUGCAGGGAGCUUUGGUUCUACUGCUGCCAGCUCCUCCAGAAAGGAUUUCACGCCUGGCUCUGAUGAAUCUCCCACACCAAUGGAUGCCCCUGGCGAACAGUCUUCCCCCAAGGGCAAGGAAAGAGAACAGGUGCCAUUUCUUCCUGACACGGAAUUUGAGACGGUCCCUUUCCUACCCGGAUCAAAGUCAACUAUUACCCGACCUCGAGCUGUCUCGGAUGGCCCUCAGCUGCAGGAUUCUGUAAACCCUUUGGCCAAUAAUAGCUGGUCAUUUGCUGGACUACCCCCUACUGUGCCAGACGAGUCGCCAUCUGAUGAGUACCGCCGUGCCCAAUCAAUUUUCGCUUCUGAACAGAGCAAAAAAUCGGUCCAUGAUACUGCGGACGAAGCUGGCCCUUCUAACCGACCUGAUGUCCCACACAAUGAGCAAGACAAUGUUCACCGGGCUGAACCGCCGGAUUCGCUUCCAUCGGACCCGCAAAGACCCCAACAAGCCGACACUGACCCAGCAGCCGAAGAAGACCGACCUGCUGGCUUGGUCAACAGAGUGACAGAUUUCAUGUGGGGUGAUCUGGACGAAGCUCAACAAGAAAGGCAACGUGCACUGGCGGCUGAGGCUGUGGCUGCGGCUGGCCAUAUCGCCCAACUUGACGACACUGAUGGCUGGGAAACUGAGCUUGAAGAUCUUCACCCCGAAGCCCCACCUCCUGAGCUUGGUGUAGCUGAGAAUCCCGAAGACCCUGAGGAUAUGGGUGACGCCCCCGGCGCAGGACUUGACCAAGAAGCCAUGGAAGACCUCGAAGAUUUCGAAGGCGUAAUGGAGCUCAUUGUUGGAUUUGGUCUGUGGGUUGUCAUCAACCUCAUCGAUAUGUUUACCGGUUUAAUUGGAGGUUUUAUUGGCGCCCAAGUCCUGUUGGCGAGAAAGGCUUCCUGGUCCCUCUGGACCAACGCUGGUUCACGGGUUCUGGACUACACUUUUAUGGAUAUUCCCAUGUCUGCUGCAGAGAUGCAAAACUUUUCUGCGAUUAGCCACAGUGCACUCAUCUCUGUCAAGGGCAACAUCGGCGCCCUCUUCACGAUUGUGACCAAAUCCGUGGGUUUCAUCCUUGGCGGCCACUUCUUGAAUAGCGACUUGUCCAUUGAGUCCGCUACCUUGGCAGCCGAUAUGGCCUGGGCCAAGCUGGUUGAUAUUUCGUCUGCACUACUGAAGCCAAAUUCAUGGGUUAUCAAUCUCAGUGAGUCCGAAGGGUCUCUCCCUAUCAACCCCGAGCUGGCCCAUUGGUCUGGACUGGACCGAUUCUGGGCCAUUUCAGCAGGCUACGCAACAUUGUUUUUCGCUGGUGCACUUUAUCUCAGACGUGGAAGCCCAUUCUCCCGAGGACACAUCCUGCAAGCUUGGGAAGCUGGUAUCAUCGAUACUUUACAUCAAGCGAGUGGUAUUAUGAAAGUCAUCAUGAUUAUUAGUAUUGAAAUGCUUGUCUUUCCACUUUACUGUGGACUUCUCCUAGAUGGCGCUCUGCUCCCCCUGUUUGAGAACACAACAUUCAAGUCACGUCUCCUUUUCACCUACAACUAUCCUCUUACUUCGGUCUUUGUUCACUGGUUCGUUGGUACUGGAUACAUGUUCCAUUUCGCGCUCUUUGUGUCUAUGUGUCGCAAAAUUAUGCGCCAAGGUGUUCUCUAUUUCAUUCGCGAUCCAGAUGAUCCCGAGUUCCACCCCGUACGCGAUGUUCUUGAGAGAAACCUAACCACUCAACUUAGGAAGAUUCUCUUCUCGGCCUUUGUAUACGGUGCUUUGGUCAUCGUUUGUUUGGGAGGCGUUGUGUGGGGUCUCUCAUGGACGGUCCCUGGAGUCCUCCCAGUUCACUACUCGUCUAAUGAACCAGUGCUCGAGUUUCCAGUGGAUCUUUUGUUUUACAACUUCCUCAUGCCGCUUGCUGUUAACUUCUUCAAACCAGGCGACGGACUUCACGCUAUGUACACGUGGUGGUUCAGAACCUGCGCCAGAGGAUUGCGACUCACUUAUUUCCUCUUUGGCGAGAGAAAGAUUGACGAAGAAGGAAGCCUGCAGCUUGGAAACACCCAUGAACACCAAGAGCCCCCCUGGUACAAGACCUUGUUCUUAGAGUUGAAUGCUAGAUACCAUGUCGUGCCCAAGACCUGGACCGACUUUUUCGAUGGCGGCGAUGCCAAGCCCAGGACGCCUCUUAAUAACAGCGAAAUUCGGUCGCUUACUCGCCACAAAAACCACCUGAAGGAGGCAAACCAACUGGUUGAGAGCGGACAUUUCGUUCGGGCACCUGCCUCGGAUCGAGUUAAAAUUCCAAAGGGCAAAAAGGUUUUCCUUGAAGUCGACGAACAUGGUCGAAGAAGCGACGGGCAGGACGAUGCCGAUCUUUACGCCAGCAAUCAGUACCAGAUGGUAUAUGUUCCACCAAACUUCCGGGCGAGAAUAUUCCUUUUCAUAUUUUUUAUCUGGAUCUUUGCGGCAGUCACAGGCGUUGGCUUUACCAUCAUCCCACUGGUGUUUGGCCGACGAAUGUUCAAGUUGUUGAUUCCGCAACACAUCCGAACGAACGACAUUUACGCAUUCAGCAUUGGCGUUUAUCUAUUGGGAACUGCAGCCUAUUUGGUCUUCCAUCUUCGCAGUGUUUGGACAAAGAUCCAAGAUGGGUUCUCGGCUGUCCGUGCGUCCCUCACUGCUGGGAAUCUUGAGCGCCGGACUGCUGCGGUUUUGUUACAAGGAGUUAACCUGGUAUAUGCCUACUUUUUCCUAUACAUUGUUUUCCCGCUCCUGGUCUCGGGACUUAUGGAGUUAUAUCUUGUGCUCCCUUUGCACACCUACAUGCACCCCCCUACUGCAGAAUCCGUUCAGGCAUCAAGAGCGGGAGGCCCUGAAGCAAGUCGCCAUACGGUCCGCGUCAUUCAAGCCUGGACACUUGGCUUGCUGUACUUGAAGCUCGGGGCUCGAAUGGUUACAGCCAUGUUCCCGGAUACUCGUCUUGCUCUUGCUGUUCGAACAGUAACUCGAGGCUGGUGGAUGCGCCCCGACACUAGCAUCUUGACCCGAGCUUUCGUCCUCCCUGGCCUGGCGAUUGCCGGGGCUGCCAUCUUUGGACCACCAGCAAUUGCUGGUGUUUUUAUCAAGUACAACGUGAUCCAGGGCGUCCAGCCUGGAGAGAAUGAACUGGUAGAGGCCGCACGACUUGCAAUUAUAUACCGACAUUCUUACCCAGCUGUAGCGCUGUUUGCGCUGCUAAUUAAGAACACGAUUGGGUUGGUCAAGGUGUUUAACGGCUGGACCGCUCGCAUCCGCGAUGAGGCCUACCUCAUUGGGGAAAGGCUGCAUAAUUUUGGUGCCGCUGCUGCAGGAGCGGGAAGGGUCAGAGGUGCAUGGAGAGCGGGAGGGGCAAGACUAUGA
Messenger RNA from Fusarium graminearum PH-1, 4812 nucleotides. RefSeq lists its product as uncharacterized. NCBI's taxonomy places the organism in Eukaryota, Fungi, Ascomycota, Sordariomycetes, Hypocreales, Nectriaceae. Gene Ontology annotation, cellular component: endoplasmic reticulum membrane. The transcript is spliced from 3 exons. Gene Ontology annotation, molecular function: zinc ion binding. The record is from RefSeq and is a predicted model, not a curated record. Bases 1 to 4812 code for a protein of 1603 amino acids.